AUAUUAAUAACUCCAUAAUAUCCUUUCCUCUUCCCACCUAAAAACUGUCAAUUUUCCCAUCAUGAACUUCACUAAAUUUACCAUCUCUCUCACAUUAUUCCUACUUUUACCGAGUCAACUCACCCAAGCCCAACCCAGUUCACCCGGGCACAAUGACCCGCCCUAUGGAGGCAACUUUAACCCAUCAAUGGGCGUCAUCAUAAUCGUCCUCAUUGCAGCUAUGUUUUUCAUGACUUUUCUCUCAAUAUACCUCCGCCAUUGCUCCGAAGAAUCAUCAUCAACCAGCAACAAUGGUGUUAUGGGUCGGGCCAUCGGGUCAAUAAGACGCUCCCGACGAGUCCAACGUGGACUCGACCCGAAUAUAAUACAAAACUUCCCAACGUUCGAUUAUUCAGCCGUUAAAUCCUCAAAAAUCGGAAACGACGCUUUAGAAUGUGCCGUUUGUUUAACGGAAUUUGAAGAUAACGACACUUUACGUUUAAUCCCUAAAUGUGACCACGUGUUUCAUCCUGAUUGCAUAGAUGCUUGGCUUGUGGGCCAUACUACUUGUCCUGUUUGUCGCUGUAACUUAUCUAAUAUUACCGUCGGAGAACCAUUAAACGACGUCGUUGUAGACGUAAACGACGACGUAGUAGGAUUAGGAAGAGAAGAAGAUAUUAAUAACAAUGAUUCAAUGGAGGAGCCCUUACAUGGAAGAAUGAAGAAGAACCGUACGAUGAGGGAGUUCAAUGGACGGUCAAGAUGGAUAGGGAAGAUGAGAAAAUCAUUUUCAACAGGACACGUGGCGGUUAAACAAUGGGAGAAUUUGGAGAGAUUUAGGUUAAGAUUACCGGAUGAUGUAAGGAAGCAAAUAAUAAUGAGCGGGAGAUUGGAGAGGGCUCGAAGUUUGGUUGUUUUGCCUAGAGAAAGUAGUUCAAGAAGUGGUUUCCGAACCGGGUUUAGAGAAGAGAGUAGUAGAAAUGGACGGGUUGAUUGAGCCGCCCGGUCUGAUGGUGGGUUUUGCCUUUUGUAACCAAAGUCACAGCUGCGCCUACAAGUAGGUAGGGUCAACUCUGAUUUUUUUGAGUUCUGGGCAAAAUAUUAAAGAAAAAUUAUCCAAAUUAAUUUUAUAAAUCGUCCAUUGUUAAUAAUCUUUAAUAUAAAUUAUUUUUAAAUAAUUUAACUUUUGUAUAUUAUUUGUUAAGAGCACUUAAUUCUGCAUUUUAAUCGGCUACUAUAAAUACCUACUAGUCGUUACGCUCAUUUCUUCUUCCCCUUGUACUUCUUCGUUGGUCUAAUCCUACACAUCUUUGGUGGUAGGUACCUAUA
Molecule: messenger RNA, 1308 nt
Organism: Amaranthus tricolor (Joseph's coat)
Lineage: Eukaryota; Viridiplantae; Streptophyta; Magnoliopsida; Caryophyllales; Amaranthaceae
Product: E3 ubiquitin-protein ligase ATL6-like
Exons: 1
Coding region: 62-976 (304 amino acids)
Source: RefSeq, a predicted model, not a curated record